AUGAAGCUUCUGGUCUUGGUCUUCUUUGUAGUAUUUGGUGCCACAGCGUCACCACAGGGGUAUAACCUUCGACCUCCUUCCGGUCCAUCUUUGCUUUCAAGAAGAUGUAGCGCCGGACAGGUGUUGCAUGUGGACGGAGUACAAGAUCCAGAUCCCAUUAUAGUACCUCCGCCAAAGCAGGAACACAUUGUGUAUGUCCUAAAUAAGCAGUUAGAACAGAGUCAGAAAGUGAUCCAAGUCCCGGCACCGCCACUUUCCGACCUGAGGUUUUACUUCGUCAAGUACGCUGAAGGUGAGAACCCAGUCCUCCCCAUCGGAGUGGACCUUGAGACAGCCUUGACCGCAGCAGACCAAGGAAAUGGCCAAUCAUCCGUUGGCGACAGUAGCAUUGGUGGUACUCAGGAAUCGACCGGUGCUUUCGGAGUUUCAGGUAAUUUUCGAGGUAUUUUUGGUUUGGGAAGAACUGCCGAUUCAAGAACUACUUUCGGUCUCGGAGAUGUCAGCAAUUCUGUAACUAACACUGGAUUGGGAAAUGGGAUCGACUCAAGCACCAACGGCGGUCUCGGAGUAGGAGGAACUGCCAACGGUAAUGCCGGUUUGGGAAGUAGCGUUAUCUCAAGGACUGACGGCGGUAUAGGAGCUGUAGAUAAUUUUUGGAAAUAA
Molecule: messenger RNA, 663 nt
Organism: Penaeus monodon (black tiger shrimp)
Lineage: Eukaryota; Metazoa; Arthropoda; Malacostraca; Decapoda; Penaeidae
Product: PPE family protein PPE34-like
Exons: 3
Coding region: 1-663 (220 amino acids)
Source: RefSeq, a predicted model, not a curated record